Choloepus didactylus (southern two-toed sloth) is the source of this 1221-nucleotide messenger RNA. RefSeq names its product platelet-derived growth factor receptor-like protein. NCBI's taxonomy places the organism in Eukaryota, Metazoa, Chordata, Mammalia, Pilosa, Megalonychidae. The transcript has 8 exons. The record is from RefSeq and is a predicted model, not a curated record. The coding region runs from base 1 to 1221 and encodes 406 amino acids.
AUGGACCCCAGAGCCCUCUGCUUCCUCACCUGCUGCCUGCUUGUCUGUGUCAUUUCAGCUGAAAUCCAGAAUCGUGGCAGAACUACGAAGGCUCAGAAAAAGAAGGGCCUCAGAGCAGCCAUCCCCGGAGAGGUGAAGCCCUCAGGACCCCCAGGCCAGAGAAAGCCCAAAUCAGUCAAGAACCAGAAGUCCCCGCAGACGAAGACCCCUGUGGAAGCUGCCGCCUCUGCGGCCCUAAGCCCCCUGCCCAGCUCCAUCCUGGUCCAGCCCCUGGAGCUGCGCUGCCUCGGGAGGGUGGUCCGCUGGAGGGUGCCUGUGUACCUGGAGGAGGAGGGCGAGGGACGCCUGAGAAUCAAGCACUUAUGUCAGCACAGUCAGCUUCUCGUGGUGAACUCCACCAGCGCCGACACCGGAGAACACAGCUGCUGGGCCUGGCGCUGCCAGGAUGGCGCGUGCACAGAAGGCGAGGCUCUCCACGGAAAGAGCUUCAUCUUCUUCACGGAUCCAGAGGAGCUCUUUGUCCCCACAGAGGAUUACUAUCAAGUGGUGCAGCUGCACACCCAUCAGCCAGACCUGCUUCCCUGCCAGGUCACCAACCCUCUGGCCCAUGUGACACUGCACCGGGAGUUCCCCCCGGAGGAGAUCCCUGUGGAUGGAAUGGACAUCUCCUUUGAUGUAAAGAAGGGCUUCAUCAUCCACUGGUUCCAAGCUUCCUUGUCCGGUUCCCUCUUCUGCAUGGCCAGCCUAGGUGGCAUGAGACAAAUCUCUACCAAGUACAUGCUGAUCUACAUCAACUAUCCAUCUUCCUCUCCCAAACCCACCAUCCAAGCUUCAGCCACAUCAGUCCAACUGGGGGAGAACUUCAGUGUGAACUGCACAGUUCUGGGUGAGCCAGAGAUUGCUGUGGACUUUAGUUGGGAAUAUCCAAGCCAAAAGUUGGGGCGGCCCCCCUACACCAGUGAGCGGGUCGACGUGGUACGCUGGGAGGGCCAGGUACAGCAGGACGCCGUGAGCACCCUCUAUGUGGAAGAGACCCAGGCUGGCGAUGCUGGCGUCUACACCUGCUGGGCCACCAACCUUCAGGGCACGGGCACUGCUGCCACCCGUAUCCGAGUGAUCCAAAGCCCUCAGCCUCCCUCCAAGCCCUGGCCCAUGUCGAAGGCUAGCCUUCACACCCUAACCCCAGGCCCCACCUCCGAGGCUGAGGCAGAACUAAGCUAG